This is a messenger RNA of Pseudomassariella vexata, 1020 nucleotides long. Its product is annotated as WD40-repeat-containing domain protein. Bases 1 to 1020 code for a protein of 339 amino acids. Gene Ontology annotation, biological process: spliceosomal snRNP assembly. NCBI's taxonomy places the organism in Eukaryota, Fungi, Ascomycota, Sordariomycetes, Amphisphaeriales, Pseudomassariaceae. Gene Ontology annotation, molecular function: protein binding; RNA binding. The transcript has 3 exons. The record is from RefSeq and is a predicted model, not a curated record. Gene Ontology annotation, cellular component: SMN complex.
AUGGCUGACGCACCACCCCGAGCGCAACCUCUGACCUGUCACGGCCACUCGCGACCCGUUCCUCACAUUGCUUUCUCGUCCCUGACCAACAAAGAUGGCUGCGAAUACUACCUCAUCUCAGCCUGCAAAGACAACAACCCCAUGCUGCGCGACGGCCAGACGGGCGACUGGAUAGGAACCUUCAUAGGCCACAAAGGAGCCGUGUGGCAGGCUCGUCUCUCCCCCGACGCUUCCCAUGCCGCGACCGGCAGCGCCGACUUCACCGCCAAGAUCUGGGACACCCACAGCGGCGAGUGCCUCUACACCCUUCAGCACAAUCACAUUGUACGCGCCGUGGCCUAUCCGCCCGACAAUACCAACAUCAUGGCCACUGGUGGCUACGAGAAGAAGCUGCGCAUUUGGGAUGUCCCCGAGAAACCCAAGUUGGACGAGUCCGGCACCGUCGAAACCACCACCAUUGACACAAACGCUAGUACCGUCUUUGAGAUCUGCCCCGGCGAACACACGGCUUUCAUCAAGUUCAUAGUCUGGACUCGAGACCCAAAUACCCUCGUCACGGCCUCGGGCAACACCCUACGAUGGUUCGAUUUGCCCUCGCAAAGCGUCACCCGUUCACAGGUUCUUGAUGGUGAGAUUGGAAGCUGUGAAUUCAAUGCAUCGGAUCCUUCCUGCCGAUCGAGCGGUGAUAUCGGUGACGGACUGCCCGUACUAGCUGUUGCUGCCGGCAAGUGCGUCUACUUCUGGGGGGUGGACUUCCCGGUGGCCAGCGUCGCUGUUGAUCUGAAGGGUAGAAAGUAUGCUGUCGGUCAGGAUACCCCCAAAACCUGGGCGUUGGUAUACAACUGGGAUGAUGACUCUCUCAUCGAAACCCACAAAGGUCACCACGGCCCUGUAUGGUCCAUUGCCUUCGCACCUGACAACAAGCUGUACGCAACUGCUUCCGAGGACGGAACCAUCAAGCUCUGGAAAAACUGUGAGGGAAAAUAUGGUUUGUGGCACGGCGAAAACGGCAGUGAAUAG